AUGUUCAAUUCCCUUGAGUCUUUGGCUGAGGCUGCAUCGAAAUUGAUCCUAGCUGGACAAGUGGAGGAGGCACUGCAGAUACUCGAACAGGCCUUCACCUCUGUGGAGGCUGAGGAAGACGUGGAGAUAGCCUUGGCUGGUGUUGGAGUGCAGAUUCUCCUAUGUGCCGGCUUGUCGCAGGCAAAAAGACACGAGGAAGCCCUGGAAAUUGCCCAACAUGCAGUGCAGAGUGCAGACGCUGUCCUAGAGCAGCUGGAGGAGCCUGGUGAAGAGAUAGCCGAUGCUGCUGAAGUGAAAGGUUCCGAGGAUUUGGAGGCUCCAGCCGAAGAGCCAGCGACACCGUUGGCGCCGGCACCUCCACACGUUCCCAUGGCCCUGCUGCAGCGAGCUCUGGAGUCAGCAGCCAGGGGUCCAAGUGAGUCCAAGCUGUUCACAGUCGGUUCAAUCGAGGCAAUGCCAAGCUCUGGAAAUGGAAUUCCUGGGGCCAAGGCCGGCUGUGUGAGACCAUACUUGAACAGCCUUGUGCCACAGAGCCAGAUGAUCAACGAUGUGUCCUAUGUGUCCUGUCAGUCACAAGAGGCCCAAGGUUUGCCGCGCAGCAGCAAGGUGAGGCAAAGAGCCGAGCAGGGCAAGCGCGAAUGGCAGUUGCGCGCGGCCGACGCGACCCUGCCGAAGCUCUCGCCUGGAUGCUCAGGAGCGUUGCAGGCGUGGCGCUGCAUGCUGGGCGCUCCCAGGAAGGCCUAUGCGCGCUCCAACGAAGGUCUGCACCUUCCGAGGCAUGAGAGACUGUACCAAGGAAUUCCGCCCGUGGUGGAUCUCGACUUCGAACGCUGGCGGAGGCACCCCAGCUUCCAGAUGGAACCUAGUACUCCAUCUUCCACUUAUAUGGAGAAGGCCCGGGGAUCCAUCUCUGCACAAACUCUUGGAUCAUGGUCCACAAGCUCCUCGUUGGCUUCCACAGGUAUGAAAUCCACCAGUAGACACCAGUUGCCGCGCGGGGAUUUGUACGUCAACACCUCCCCGCGGCGUGGCGAGCUGCCGCGCACGCCCAACUGGACUUCUGCCAGGAGAGUACCGGUGCUCUUCUCCAUUCAGGGCACUGAGGGCAAAUCUUCCUGGGCCCUGAGGACUCUUCGGAAGCGGGAUCGUGUGGUCUUUGACGACAAGAAAAUGAAUGCGUUCGAGGACUGGCGUAAAAACGGUUCUGGACCAAAGAUGCGACUCAGAGACCAGGUUCUGCAGACAGAAAAAGGGAUGCAAUACUUUCACGACAACUUGAAGAAACAGAGUUAUCGUUUCAAGAACUUUUGGCUCAAGGACAUGGUGACCCAGGAUGAUCUCUACGAGGAUCGGACCAUUUACUGCUCCGAGGGGCUGCGGGUCCUGAAGAAAAAUCCGCGUAAGCAGCUGCGACCCAGCUCUCCAAUCAAUCCCCAGGCCAAGAAGCUCUUCGACCACUACGGGAUCUCAUGCCCUAGCAUUUCGGAGCCAUCGACCCUACACUUGCAGGUGAAUUCGUACUCCGAGUUGCUGCAAAAGUCACAGGCACAGCACAUGACAUCAGACUUGUACUGCUCUAUGGGCAACAGCAAACGGCGGAGGUUCAGCAACAUGGGGCACUUCGAUGCCCUCCGGGUGUUUCAGGAUCCAGAGGUCUUGCCAUGUGUGCUGGAAGCCUUUAGCCACGCCACCAAGAAUAGCGUGACACCCAGUGUGGCUGGCGACUUUGUUCGUUUUUGCGUGGCCUACAGGAUUCACUGCUAUUUCCAGACGAGCUUGUUGGCGCCCGUCUUGGCAAAGCCUGCAGUGGUCUUCAUCCUGGGUGGCCCUGGUGCCGGCAAGGGCACGCAAUGCGAACGCAUUUCCCAGACCUUCGGCUACCACCAUCUCAGUGCUGGAGACCUUCUAAGGGAGGAGCGCAAAAGAGAAGGCUCUGAGUAUGGCCAGCUUAUCGAGAGCUACAUCAAGGAGGGCAAACUGGUUCCAGUCGAAAUCGUUGUGAAUCUCUUGAAGCAAGCCAUGGAGAAACGUGGCUGGGCGCAGGGGAAGUUUCUGGUAGAUGGCUUUCCGCGCAGCUUUGAGAAUAUGGAGGGCUGGAAGAAAGUCCUUGGAGGUAAGGUGGAUGUGAAGUUUGCCCUAUUUUUCAACUGCUCCGAGACUGUCAUGGAGGCCCGAAUACUGGAGCGUGGCAAGACGAGUGGCAGGGCGGAUGACAAUCCUGAAGCCAUUCGAAAGCGUUUGGCCACUUUCAAGGAGGUGCCACGGGGUCGCCCACAGCCGAAGGCGGUGUCGACAGGGGGGCAGCGUCCGGUGGGUCUGAGCGACGCCAAUGGGCGGCUGUUGCUGUUGCGCCAGCAAGGAGGACGUGGGAGUUACAUCUCCAGCAUGGUGGCCAUGGCGGCCAUGGCAGUCAUGGCGAUGUGUUGCGAGUAUUUGCGAGAUGAUGAGAAAUCAAAAGAGAAGUUUAGCAAGGGCUCGGGAAAAGAUAUCUCUGGCGGUCCAGUGAAGAACCGCCACUGCACUGACUUGAUUUGCCUUAUCAUCUUCAUACUGCAUUGGGGAGCCUUCGCUGCCAUCAUUUUCGCUGGCCUGAAGGACGGCGAGCCGGCGAAGCUGUACUUGCCGCGAGAUUUCAAGGGCGACUACUGUGACCUUGAGCCCCUGGUGGGAGCAAAACAGCUUCUCAGGACACUCAAUGUCACAGCUACUGUGGACGAGGUCGCGAAACAGCUGAUCUGUUCCACAGCAGGAGAAAACGCCUUGUCUGGAAUUCCAGUCACCACAGAACAGAUGGCAGAGUACCAGUGUGCUUGUUGCAAAGUACCUUGUGCUGCCUGCGAAAGCAACUUUGAACUGGAAGACUUGAAUGACCCAGCAACAGCUGCUUCAUCAAUAAAUUCCAGGAUGUCUGAGCUAACAGACCCUUCGAAAGCGAUGCAGUUCUAUUCCAGCGGCAGUGCAAACUCCGCUUCUUUCGGCCCUGAAAACGUCUUCAAUGAGAUGACAAAGUUCAUGGUGCCCGUGUGCUUGAGUCAGAGUUCUUGUGCAGCGCCGGAAGUGAACACUUCAACUGCAGGAUUGAGAAGCUACGUGUACUCACCAACUCCAAACCAGCCCUGGAAAUUUGCAUGGGACAUCCUGGCGACCAAUGCUGCGGUGCCACAGCAGAUCAAGGAUACCAUCGCCAACGAUUUCACCUUCAUGGCCAUGUCCGUGGAGACAUGCCCCUACCACGAGCGCUAUUGCAUCCCCUUCCCUGGAAUCGCCUUCAAGGAGGGCUCCUUGGGCAAUUGCAUUCCGAAAGUUGACUCUGGUAUUGCCGCGAUGAUCGGCGAGGGCUUUGCUGAUGCACUGACAGGUGCAGGAGAACAGGCCCUCAGAUUGCUCGAUGCCAAUUCCGGAGUCUUUGGAGAGUUGAUGUCCACCAUGGAUGCCUUCUGUGUGGUCUUCUUCUUUUCUUUUGUCAUCGGCCUGGUCUUUUUGGUGCUUUUACGCUUCCUGGUGGGUUGCGUUGUUUGGUUCUCGGUCUUUCUUGUGACCUUCGCCUUUGCCUUUGGAGGUCUUGUGGUUUAUAUCAGAUCAUUCCAGUGCAUGGGUGCUGGCCUACUCGAGACUGGUAUUACCACAAGUUCCAAUCUCCUCACAACCGCUGCGGUAACUGUCUCCAACGCUGUGUCGGGAACAGAGACCCUCAGUGAGGAGAUGACCGGCAAUGGUGCGGACUACCGAGGUGGACAACGCUACACCAGGAACUUGUACACGUGCCAGCGAUGGGACACCAAUACCCCGCAUGUUGUGGGCUACAACUUGACUGCUUAUCCUAUGCUGGAAAACAACUAUUGUCGAAAUCCGGAUGGACUCUCUUCGACGAUCUGGUGUUACACCACGGACAAGAACAAGAAAUGGGAGCUCUGCAAUCCAGUGGGCAUCUCUUUGCCGGAUUGCUCAAAAGGUUAUGCUGUGGAAGACCCAGGAAUCCGUGAGAUCCUAAAGAUCGUUGCCUACGUCGUUUGGGGGUUGGGGAUCAUUUGGAUCAUUGCCAUUUGCUUCCUGCAAAAGCGCAUCCGAUUAGCUGUGGCCAUCAACAAGGUGGCGGCUCAAUUCGUGUACAACAACCCCACCAUUCUUGCAGUCCCCGUGGUCCAGAUUCUUAUCGGCUUCAUCUGGUUGCUGGUUUGGAUCAUCUGCGCCUCCUUCCUCUUGUCGCAGGUUCCUGCAGAUUAUACGCCCAGCACCGCCUUUGCGACCUACACCGAAGCGGCUGGAAAUUCGACCACUCCGGGAGCUUGCACGGAUAAGUGGCCCUCUGGCAUCGUAUAUAAGUAUGAGGGCAACUUGAGCUCGGCCAACGAUACCUGCACUGGCGUCUAUGGCGAUGUCUCAAACAUUGAGCCGCUGUGCUGGCGUUGCUCACCACCUCGCUAUGUUUUUGACGUCAAGUUUGCAGGAGCCUUCUUUUCACUGCUGUGGAACAAUGCCUUCCUAGUGGCCCUUGGACAGCUCGUCGUGGCAGGCGCUUGUGCACAGUGGUUCUUCACUGUUGCGGAGCGUCGUGGGAAGGAGAACGUGAUCCGCCAGUCGCUGCGGAUGGCUUUCCGUUACCACUUGGGCUCGGUGGCCUUUGGUGCCUUCAUCUUGGCUUUGGUACAAUUCAUCAGGUAUCUCACGAAAUACUUCCGGAAGCAGGCCGCUGCACAAAAGAACAGGGUCAUGGUCAUAGUGCUGCGAGUUCUUGAGUGCUGUCUGUGGAUUCUUGAGAAGUUCAUCAAGUUCUUGAACAAGAACGCCUACAUUCAGGUAGCACUGAUGGGCACCAACUUCUGCACAUCUGCAAAGAAUGCCUUCCAGUUGAUCUUACGGAACAUGGUACGCUUUGGUGUGGUGGCAAUCCUGGGCACAGUGAUACACUUCAUUGGCUGGACGGUGAUCACUGUCUCAACAGCUACCGUGGGCUACUUCAUUUUCCAGGCCUUUCAUCCUGACGCUGAUCUACUGCUGCCAAUGUUUACAUAUGUUGCAACAGGCUACAUGGUAGCUCAGCUGUUUAUGAAUGUCUUUGGUCUUGGCGUGGACACAUCUCUUCAGUGCUUUAUUGCUGCAGAAGAGAUGGGAAUCUCCGAGGACUACGUGCCCUCCGAGCUGAAGAGCCUGGUGGAUUCCAAUCCGGGCAAGAAGAAAUGGGCCUUGUUCGGGGGCUCGAAGGAGUCCGUGCCCGUGGCGGAGUUCUUGGAAUCGCAGAACUUGCUGCGCUCGGUGCAAUGUGAGAAAGCGGUAGAGGAGGUUUGGAAGGACGUGCGGGCCCUCUUUGGACCAACCGUCGUCUUCGUCCUGGGCGGUCCCGGUGCUGGGAAAGGCACUCUCUGCGGGAAGAUUGUUGAGGCUUGUGGAUAUCGUCAUCUCAGUGCAGGUGACCUGCUACGGGAGGAAAGGAAACGGCCAGGGUCCAAAUUCGGGGAGCUGAUAGAAGCACACAUCAAGGAGGGUCAGCUGGUCCCAGCUUCAAUCGUAGUGGAGUUGCUCCUCCAGGCCAUGCGGGAGCAGGGCUGGGAGGGUGGCAAGUACCUCAUCGACGGCUUUCCGAGGAGCUUCGAUAACCUGGAAGCUUGGCGGGAGACUGUCCGUGACCAGGUCUUGGUCAGGUUCGUGCUGUACCUAGAUGUCAGCGAGCAGGUGAUGGAGGCCCGGCUAUUGGAGCGUGGCAAGACGAGUGGCAGAGCUGAUGACAACAUCGAGUCCAUUCGGAAGCGAUUUUUGACCUUCCACAAGGAGUCGAUGCCAGUCGUGGAGCACUUUCAGAAGAAGGGUCGGGUGAGAAGGAUCGACGCAGAGCAGCAUGCAGAUGCGGUCUGGAGAGACGUGCAGGUUCUGUUCGGCCCCUCCGUGGUCUUCGUGCUGGGUGGCCCUGGUGCCGGCAAAGGCACACAGUGCACCCGCAUUGCCGAGACCUUUGGUUACAUCCAUUUGAGUGCUGGCGACCUCCUCAGAGAGGAGAGAAAUCGUGAAGGCUCAGAGUAUGGGGAGCUGAUCAACAACUACAUCAAGGAGGGCAAGCUGGUCCCUGUGGAGAUUACCAUCAAACUCCUGAAGCAGGCCAUGAUGAAGUUUGGCUGGGAAGGUGGCAGGUACCUGGUUGAUGGCUUCCCGCGGAGUUUUGACAAUCUCCGGGGCUGGGAGGAAGUCAUUGGCAACACCGUCCGAGUGAAGUUUGUGCUUUUUUUCGAUCUCUCAGAAGAGACCAUGCAGGCUCGUCUUGUCGAGCGAGGGAAGACCAGUGGCCGUGCGGACGACAACUUGGAGUCCAUCAAAAAGCGCUUCGUCACCUUCCAGCAGGAGUCCAUGCCGGUGGUGGAACAGUUCCAUCUCAAGGGCCUGGUGCGGCGCAUCAACGCAGAGCAGAGUCCAGAGAAGGUGUGGAGAGAUGUUGAGAGGAACUUUGGCCCCAGCGUCAUCUUUGUUCUGGGUGGUCCUGGUGCUGGAAAGGGUACACAGUGCACGCGGAUCGCUGCGAACUUCGGCUUCCAGCAUUUGUCCGCGGGCGAUUUGCUACGAGAGGAACGCAAGAGACCGGGAUCAGAGCUGGGUGAAUUGAUAGAGAGCCACAUCAAGGAGGGAAAGUUGGUGCCUGUUUCAAUUGUGGUACAGCUUCUCCAAAAAGCCAUGGAAGAACGUGGCUGGGAGGAUGGCAAAUACCUCAUUGAUGGCUUUCCCAGGAGUUUCGACAAUCUGCAAGGAUGGAACGAUAUCGUUGGUCAGAAGGUGGAUUUGAAGUGUUGCAUCUUCUUCGACUGUUCAGAAGCUGUGAUGGAGGCUCGCCUGCUCGAGCGCGGAAAAACCAGCGGUCGAGCGGACGACAACUUGGACUCCAUCCGAAAACGCUUUGCCACGUACACACAAGAAUCUCUCCCGGUGGUGGAGAAGUUUAGCAGCGAAGGUCUUAUGAGGAGGAUCAGUGCCGAGCAAAGCCUCGAUGAAGUUUGGAGCUGCGUUCAGGAGGUCAUGCGCAACGAGCGCGAUGGGCUUUUGCUGAACCAGGCGGUCGUUUUGAUCAAGCCUUCAUCCUUCAACAAGGAGACCCAGCGCUUUGUCCAGUCUUUUUUUACGGUGCACAAGAUCUCUGUGGUGCAAAAAGGCACCGUCUCAGCUCAGGAGAUAGCAGAGAAGAAGAUGUUCGAUGCGCAGUACUUGCAGCUGGUCCGCUAUUCAAAAGGUCUGCCAGAGAAGCUCCAGGGCGAUGCAGCUGUGGCGGCUUCCUUUCAGGAGACCUUUAGCACCGCUCUCUCCAGCACUGCGGUCUUGGGGGCGGAGGAAGCACAAAAGCAACUGGCGAUCUCCGCUGAGGAGAUGUACAGCCUUUGGAAGGACUGCCAGUCACUGAAGCUCGCUCCAUCGUUGUAUGUGGGGAAGAUCAGCACCCAGGAUAAGUCUGUCUUCGUGGUGAAUGGCUUCGUGCCACAUUGGCGAGAAACCUUCAGUUCGACUGGUGAGGCGUGUUGGUUCGUGGUGGAAUUUGACCCUUCAGAGGUCUCCUGGAAACGAUUUGAAGAGAUCCUGGGUGCCACCGACCCGUCCAAGGCCAGCAAGGAUUCAAUCCGUGGGUUGUUGUACCAGCACUACAAGGAUUGCGGGCUGAGUCAACAGCCAACUACCAUGGAUAACGGCGUGCACUUUUCUGCUGGUGCAUUGGAGGGAAUGCGAGAACGCAUGCUGUGGACAAACAUUCGUCCAGAGGAAGAUCCCUUGGGACGUUUGCUCCUUUCGAGUGGCGUCUCUCGGAAGUUCCUGGACGAGUGGAUGGACAAUCCAGAUGUAGAUGGUUGGUACAUAGGCACCAAACGUAUGUCUGGGCCAUUGUUUGCCUGCACAGAGGCUUGCGACACCGUCACCUUCCGGGAUUCAGCGAUUCGCUUCCUUCGAGACAAGGAGUAUGGCCGGCAUUUCAUGAGCCUGGCACGUUGUCAAGGACAAGGCUCGGACCCCUUGGUCUGUACGCGCUUCGUGCGGCACGCCUUCUUCGGUGCGCCACCAGAGGCAUUGCCACGGGAGGAAGUGCACGAGUGGUUGCAAAGCCAUUUGGGCGCGGCCUCGGAUGAUGCUUUGACCGCUCUGGAAGCAACCUUGGGGAAUUUCGGAACAAGCCGCAGAGGUGGCACCUCCAAUUGCUUUGUCUAUGGCCAAGGUUCAGUGGAGGCAUGGUACAAACCUCUACUCUUCCGUUCCUUCAUGGAGGCGCAACGCUUCUUGGCGCGGCGCCGCUUGAAGCAGCAAGGCUUUACGGAGACCAGGGAUCCAAAGAUUCGAGACCUGAGUUACUGGGAGCGCUGUGAUGCUGAUGAGCCUCCAUUGCUGGUCCUUCACGGCUAUGGAAGAGGACUGGCUUCUCCCCUGUUUGAUGCUUUGCUGCCUGCAUUGGGCCGCAGGCGGGUCAUCAUUGUGGAUUGCGGGUGGUUGCUGGUGACGCGGGUGCCUCUACGUGGCGAUUUCGACCAAUCUGUGCCGACGGUGAGACAAAUUGCAGAGGCGGUCGCCGCGAAGUUGGAGAGGCAGCCUGUAGACAUCUUGGCGCACAGCUUUGGUACAGCCGUCGCAUCGGCGCUGCUCCAGAAGCUGGAGGCCGAGGCUGGAGCACAGAGGGCGGUGCUGAUGGAUCCAAUGUGUUUCAUCCCAGGCAUCUCCAAGCAAGCGCAGUUGUUACGUCGCACGCCCAUGGACCUCACCACGGAGCUCUUGUCCGAAUCAGUUCCAGGUAGCUCCUCAGGCUUUUCAAUGUGGGAAGUGCUGCGGAAUGUGGUGGACCGGCCCGAUCCUUGCGUGAGUGCAUCUUUGGACGAGGAGACGGCGGCUGCGGAGCGCCGAAAGUGGAUCAUUUACCAGACCUACUUCUUCAACUACUUCAUUUUUCGUGACCUUGUGUACAGCUGGGUCAACAAUCGGGCGCUCUUCGGCCCAGAAUAUUUGGACCGUGGCCUGCUGCUGGAGAUGAAUCGGCAACAGAGGUUACUGACGGUCGUUGCCUGGACCUCAUCACGUUUUCCGGUUGUGUCCGAAGUUUCCGACUCCGCGCGCGACCGGCCCAAGAGAUCCCUUCGGCGCAACUUCGUGCGGAGCUUGCAGAAGUUGACAAAUUGGACCACUGAGACCGCUGGUGGCGAGAAGCCCAAACGGAUGACCAUUCUGCACUUCAAUGAUGUCUACAAUGUGGAGCCACGAGCGAAGGAGCCGGUCGGUGGUAUUGCACGUUUUGUGACGCGGAUCAAGGAGCUCAAGGCAGAAUCAGUAGCGCGAGGAGAGUACGAGGCAGUAGUACUCUUCAGCGGAGAUGCCUUCAAUCCAUCGCUCAUGUCCACCACGACACAUGGCAAAAAGUCCAUGCCUUGCUUCGACGCAGCCUGCACUGGCAUGCCCGAAGGAUCGAACAUGCAAUCCCAGCAGCUUUCACAGACACCUGUUCUGUCAUAUUCAGUUCGACCAGCCUGA
Messenger RNA from Cladocopium goreaui, 9474 nucleotides. The record is from the annotation of a GenBank genome assembly. Lineage: Eukaryota; Dinophyceae; Suessiales; Symbiodiniaceae.